UAUAUAUACUUCACCUCAGCUCCUUGAAAGACGCAAAUCCUUAUUGUCUUAUGAGUUAUGAGGACGAGAAUGAAAGACCUUGAAUACGAAGACAAUCUUCCAGGAGAUCUGAUUAGAGAAAUUUUGCUGAGGCUUCCAGUGAGGCUUCUCCUGCAACUGAGGAUUAGGAUUGUAUGCCGUUCAUGGAACUCCCUAAUCUCCAGCCCUGAAUUCGCCAUGCACCACCUUCAACGCUCAACCCUAACUCAUCCGCCGCCAUUGCUAUGUUGGAAGGAAGCGGCACAGAGGGGCGACAUCAUGCAUUGCUCUUCACAAUCUCUUAUUCUUGAUCAGUCACCUACAUUCGAGUCACAUCCGGCUGACGAAUUAUUCAUCGACGGAUCUUGCAACGGAUUGCUGUGCUUGUCUCAAGGCUUUCCCUUUGAAACUCUUACUCUUUUCAAUCCCAGUACCCGUUCGGUAUCCCCAUCGGUUCCGUUCGAGUGCUCCCACGAGUGUGGAGACGAUGUUUUCUGUGGCUUUGGCUAUGAUAAUCUACAUGACCAGUACAAGUUUGUUAUGGGUUGUACUACCUCGUCUCUUAUCACUGAUUCCAAGGUGAGAUCUGGGGCUAUAGUUUUCACUUUUGGUGCAAAUCCUUUUUGGAAAACUGUUGCUCAUCCGGUGUUUCCGUAUGAUUUUCUUUGCACAAUAAACGGAAUAUUUGUGAGCGGCACUCUGAAUUGGAUUGUGUAUGAUCCUACUAUAGAUUAUGAUGAAUUGGAGUGGUUCGUUCUUACCUUCGACUUGGAAACGGAGUUGUUUGGUCGGUUGUGUCUGCCUUUUUCUAGAACGCGCUCUGACGUCAUCCACAUGCCUCGCUUGCAACUCCACAAUAACUGUCUUUCUGUUUGUUACAGCACUCCGGAUAUGCAAAUUAUUUGCACUCUUUGGAUAAUGAAAGAGUACGGAGUUGAAGAGUCUUGGAUUAAAUUGAUCGAAAUCCCAUUCCGUGUUGGAAUGAACGCGCCAUGUGAUUGGGUAGCACCCCUGUUGUAUAUCUCACAAGAUCAUAAUCUUUUUGCAAUAGAUGAAUCUGAUCGCAAAUUUCUUGUAUAUAAUUUAAGUAAAAACCAACUAGUUUCUCAGGUGGCUAACGGGAAUAAUUGUAUGAUUAUAUUCUUUUGCCAUGAGAGCUUGGUCUCACCGUCACAUUAUUCAUCUCCACUCACCUUCAACUCAUGCAUUGCUUGGGAACUGGACACAACUCAACAUUCGACAUAAGUUACGUUGCAUUUGAUUUCACGAGAUACUUGAAUAUAACAAAAAAUUGAAUUAGAAAUUAGUAUUUUGUA
This is a messenger RNA of Arachis ipaensis, 1334 nucleotides long. Its product is annotated as F-box/kelch-repeat protein At3g23880-like. The record is from RefSeq and is a predicted model, not a curated record. Gene Ontology annotation, molecular function: protein binding. Lineage: Eukaryota; Viridiplantae; Streptophyta; Magnoliopsida; Fabales; Fabaceae.